GCUCCGUUCGCCGGUUCUUACUUUAGAUAAUCACAACAAACAUGGCGACUUACAGACAGGUCGGCAGGUUGUUGGGUAUUUCAGCAAGACUUUCACGUCCUCUUGCCGGCAAUGGCUUUCAGUGUGCAAAGUUACAUUUGCCUUCACAUAGCACAGGACUCUCGAACAGAUGGCCACAAAACCCCCAUUGGGUCAUUCCUGGAAGGACAAUGUUUGUGCAGACACAGGACACACCGAAUCCAAACAGCCUGAAGUUUCUGCCUGGUCGCACGGUUCUUGAAUCUGGAACUUUGAAUUUUGCUGGCCCUCGAGAUGCUCACUGCUCGCCUUUAGCCAGACAACUGUUUAGAAUUGAUGGAGUCAAAGGUGUCUUCCUCGGCCCCGAUUUCAUAACCAUAUCAAAGGCUGAUGAUAAUUUGGAGUGGAAAGUAAUCAAGCCUGAUGUAUUUGCUGCCAUCAUGGACUUUUUCACUUCCGGACUUCCUGUUGUAAACGAGGACAGCAAACCCAAUGCAGACACAGCACCUUCAGAUGAUGACGAUGAAGUUGUUGCUAUGAUCAAAGAACUGCUGGAUACUAGAAUAAGACCAACAGUGCAGGAGGAUGGAGGGGACGUUCUGUAUCGUGGGUUUGAGGAUGGCAUUGUUAAACUGAAGUUGCAGGGCUCUUGCACAAGUUGUCCCAGUUCCAUUAUAACUUUGAAGAGUGGAAUCCAGAACAUGCUGCAGUUUUACGUCCCUGAGGUUGAAUCAGUGGAGCAGGUAAAGGAUGAAGAGGAAGAGGCGGCUGCCCAAGCUUAAAAUGCAAAAAGCGGAGUAACAUUUACACAUUCCUCCCUCCCCCUCCAGUUCCUAUGCAAUUAGCUUCUGUAUAGCAUAGCUGUGUGAAAGAAUGCAGUAUCAUUCAGAUGCUAUCACUGACCUUUGAAGAUACUCUCUGUACAAUGACAGUAUUUAAAGAAUACGGAAAGAAGAGCCCUGUAAUAGAAACCUAAGACUGUCGAGCUGAAAUAAAACAUAUUUAUUAUUUCACUUUGUUGGAUCUUGUCUGAUUAAGUCCCUUGUUAAAAAUAGCCUUAAUGGCUGGGAUACAUGCACUGUGUUUAUAUGAAUAAAGUUCAUUGAAAAAUG
This is a messenger RNA of Labrus mixtus (cuckoo wrasse), 1130 nucleotides long. RefSeq names its product NFU1 iron-sulfur cluster scaffold homolog (S. cerevisiae) (gene nfu1). Bases 42 to 800 code for a protein of 252 amino acids. Gene Ontology annotation, cellular component: mitochondrion. Gene Ontology annotation, molecular function: iron-sulfur cluster binding; iron ion binding. The record is from RefSeq and is a predicted model, not a curated record. Gene Ontology annotation, biological process: iron-sulfur cluster assembly. Lineage: Eukaryota; Metazoa; Chordata; Actinopteri; Labriformes; Labridae. The transcript is spliced from 8 exons.